AGGCAGCAGUCAAAAAAUUAAAUUGGGAACGUUUUUCUGAGGCCACAUAUGUACAUAUUUUUUAUUGCUAUUUCAAGUUUAAAAAUUUGAUUGCCGCUUAGCUUUUUUAUAUUGAAUACUGAAAAAUGCCACGUCUCAAACCUACAACAAAAAUCGAUGUUAUCGGUAAUUUGGAUUUGAGUCCUGAGAAGGCGGUUGGCGAUUACAUCGAAUCGAAGCAGCAAGAUGCGUAUUUCGUAAAACCGCCAAAUUGGGAUUCGGCAGGCGACUCCAUUGAAUUGCUUUACAUACGCAAUGAACGCGAACAUUCGGCUAUGCUGCGCCUACAAGACGAAAUGCUUGAGAAUUCUAAGCGUCAGGCGGCAAGUAAUGCCAAUCGCAUACGCAAACUCUAUAAAAUACAAGCAAAUUUGCGCAAACGCUUCGUAGAAGUGAACAGUUUUAUAAAAGAUUGUGAUGAUAAAAAACGCAUAGCAGAGAAGAAAGUGGCAGAAGAAACGGCACUACAUGCAGAACUAACGGAAAAUAUUGAAAAAUUUAAGAGUGCCAUAUCGGAGCUGAAUGAAUUUCGUGAUGUGCUCAAGACGACUGUGAACGAAUUGGAACCAUAUGAGACCGUUAUACAGGAGGUGGUGGAGAAGUCUGAGUUAUUUGAUUCGGUGAAAGAUUGCAUGGAUCGCUGUGAUGCGCUGAUGUUGGCUCAAGUUGAAAUUUCACGUUUGGAGCAGGAAAAAUUUUUAGAAAUCGAAGAAAUGCGUAAACGUAUGGUGAAGGUGACCAACGAGGCAGCGCUUACGGUGUUGGGCUUGAAAAACGAUUUGGCUGAGCUGGAACGUUCAUAUAAUCAGGCGCGCAGCGAGUGUCUGCGUUGGGAGCGUAUUUUGGCAAAUGCAAAAGAUUGUGUUGCAACGAAUGAACUCAAUAAAGAUCGUGCGUUGGAUGGUAUACGCGAUAUUUAUCGGAUGUUGCGACGCAGACAAGGACGUGAUCCCGCUUACCAACGUCACGAGGUCGAAAAAGAGUUGGAUUUUAUUAAAGAAGAAAUUGAAAUGCUGAAAGCAGUGGUCAAAGAAUGCAAAAAAACACGUGCCAGCACUAAACCAGAAGGUGGUGUCGAAAAGGUUGAGGGCAAAUGCUAAUCAUUGUCAUUAUAAAUAAAGCAAAAUAUCACAACAAAUCAAUUAUGUAUUAACACUUUUUAGCACUGCAAUAAAAUAAAAUAAGAUA
Molecule: messenger RNA, 1227 nt
Organism: Anastrepha ludens (Mexican fruit fly)
Lineage: Eukaryota; Metazoa; Arthropoda; Insecta; Diptera; Tephritidae
Product: kinetochore protein Nuf2-like
Exons: 4
Coding region: 126-1139 (337 amino acids)
Source: RefSeq, a predicted model, not a curated record